AUGGCCCCCAGUGCCAGGAGGCCCGCCGCCGGUCGCGGCGGCCGCGGCGGCGGCGGUCGGGGCCGCCAGUCUCGCGGCGACGGCAUGGCGCCCUUUGCUGAGCCGCCGCCCGACGGGGACGCCGCCGCCGAACCUGAGGUGAAGGCCGAAGUCGAGGACAAGCCGCGGCCGCGCAAGGUCCCCAGGCUCGGCAAGGCAGGCCAGGCGGCUCACAUGGUCGCCUCGACGCUGGGCGGGAGCCUCCAGGUUGGCGACGUCAGGGAGGCGGCGGAUGAGGGCGGCUCGGCCUCAUCGGGAUCGCCGCAGUCCUCGCGCGGCGCAGGCAAGCAGAUCCCGGGUGCGGCUGAGAGCAGCUCGCGCGGGGUCACACAGCACAUGAAAAACUCCUUGAUGAGCCGCGUCGCGGCAGCUAAGCAGAAGAUCGCGUGCCAUCCAGACAUGGGCAAUGUCGGCACAGCUAUGCCGCUACCACUGCCUUCGCGCGAGCAGAGGGGCCCCGCGGAGACGUCCACGGUCGCGCCCUUUGACGGUGAUACGUGCACCGCGUGCCUGACGACUACUCACGCCUACGGCCCAGUUGGCUUCAACAUCUUUCAGCUGGACUUGAACGGCAACCCCGCGAAAAGGGCGCACACGAACAUGAAUAAGUUGAAUUCCCUGGUCGACAUAGUCUUCCAGAACGGUUUCCGAGGCUCCUUUCCAGAUACAUUCACUGCCGCGGUCAGCGUCACGGACGCCACUCAGGACGUUUCGGAUAUGUUCGGCAACUUAGUCACGGCCUCUCCUCCUGAGAUGAUUUGGGCCGUCAUCCUAGGCACGGCCAAGCUACUCGACACUAGCCCCACUUCAGAGCAGGUGGCCAUGCUGAGGCGCGGGUUGAUCACCUUCCCAGUGAAGUUCACAGUGGUCGAGCCAGGAAUGGACUCCUACUGGGCGGCUCACAAGUCCCGCGAGAGCAUCACGGCUAUGGGCGACGCCGGGAAGCGCACGGCCACGCAGAGGUUCUUCGACAUCAUGGAGAGCAAGGACGUGAUCGAGACCUCGCUCGGGCAUGAAGUGGGCGCGCAGAGGACGGCGAAGAUGUGGGCCGAGAAGGUCGAGCUCGCACCGAACUCAGAAAAUAUUUCGGAGACGUACGUUGACGCCUGCUUUACCGUGGGGGCUAGGCUCAUGAGCAACGUCCAGACUCAGAAGAUCGUGGUGGAGGCCGACUCGAGCGGGACUACGCCGUUCGACAGCAUCUAUAAGUACGAGGCGGUGGUGAAGAGAGCUCAAUCAGGCAACCUGAUCCACUGGUGCACGGCUGGGCUGCUGGACCUGGUGACGGCCAAGAUGACCACGGCCGGCGAGAUCAGCCUUCGCCAGCUGACGGGUCGAGGACUCCCUGGAGGGAAGGGAUUGUUAGACCUGCUGAUUGCCAAGCAGGAGCUCGGGCACUGCAUCAUCAAGAAGGUGCACGACAUGGGCCUCAACGCAUCGACACUUCAGAGGUUGGAGACGUGGAUCAGCGGGCAUGACGCCUACCGCAGUAUGGUCGGGUACAAGGCCGGCGAGAAGGACGCGUCCUGGCGCACUGCGUUGAAGCAGUCCUCUAAGUUGGCCAUCGCUCUGUUCGAGGACUGCGUUUUCAAAGUUGACUUCGACUUGCAGAUCAAGCAGCAGAAAAUCCAGGGCUCGCCGGUGGGGGAGAUUCUCGACAGGUCCCCGUUGAAGGAGAAGGUCGACGCCAUCUACACUGCCCUCGUGGCAGAGGGCGACGCGGUGCCGACAGAUGCCACUGCCGAUGUCACAAUGCAGGACCUCCUCACCUCCGACGACGACGAUGAGCUAGACCCCGUCAAGGGCAAGCUCUCAGACCCCGACCUACAGGGGCUCGACAUGCAGGUCGCCAAAGACUCGAACAUCGUCGUCUUCUACGACGCCAAGCUUUCAGGAGACCCGAACGCGCGCGGGCACCUCCGCAUUGUUCAUUUCAGGGAUGCGCACUACGAUCGCAUGAUCAAAGGGUCGCUGGCUGGCCUGACUAAGGACGAUCAGCCGGAGGACGAGAUGCCCCCGAACGUGGUCUACUGCGUCUUCGACGGUGGCGUGCACGGUAACGAUCACAAGUUCGGCAAGCCCUUUCAGAACAAAGAUGGGAAGGCCCUCAAGAAGGACAAGCGCAUCCUGUUCCUGCAGACCACCGAGAAGUCCUUGAAGGAGCAUAGGGGCAACUACUCUGGUGUCUACGGGCUCCCCACGAUGGAGUUUGUUUUCCAGUUCAGCAAGGGGGAUCCCAUCCCUGAGAAAAAGAAGGUGUUCAGCGAGGGCUCCAACAAGGACCCAGUGAUCGGCAACUUCGACAAGCCGCCGAGGAACGAUCCGCUCACGUGGACGGUGAAGCACAGCGAUAAGCCAGGCUUGUACAACUCGGCGUGGAUAUUGGCUGGAGGGGCAGUUGCCGGCGACGACGCCAAGGCCGACCCUGGGCCGCGGGGCAAGGAUACCGUGCCUUUCAACUACCAUGGCAUGAAUGUCAAAGUGUACAAGGAGGUGACCAGUGGAGUGAACGGCGUGGUCAACAUCGACCUUACGUGUUGCAACGGGCUGCUCGCGAUCCACUCGCUGAUCGAUGAUGUGCCCUACUUCGGAGUGUGCUACUCGGAUGACCAGAAGGCCCUGGCUGACAUCAUCGCGAAGAAAAGUGGACCUGGCAGCACUGGACCCGCCGCCGCCGCAGAGACCCCAAGCCCGAAGCCCCCCGCUGAUCCCGAGACCGCCCCCAAGGGCGGUCGGCCGCGCAAGGGCGCCGGGGCCGCCAGCGGGGAGGCGGCGGGGGGCGACGCGACUCUUCAGAGCGCCCUUGCUGCGACGCUCGCGAGCCUGGACGGUUGA
Prorocentrum cordatum is the source of this 2874-nucleotide messenger RNA. The record is from the annotation of a GenBank genome assembly. NCBI's taxonomy places the organism in Eukaryota, Dinophyceae, Prorocentrales, Prorocentraceae.